Molecule: messenger RNA, 3616 nt
Organism: Cololabis saira (Pacific saury)
Lineage: Eukaryota; Metazoa; Chordata; Actinopteri; Beloniformes; Belonidae
Product: TBC1 domain family member 8
Exons: 20
Coding region: 215-3595 (1126 amino acids)
Molecular function (GO): calcium ion binding
Source: RefSeq, a predicted model, not a curated record
UGUACAGCUGCUGCGGGCCGGGCAGCAGGACACCCAACCGGGGAGCAGGUCCCACACCAGCCGCUGUCAGGCGGGGAGAAGCAUGGAUAAACCCCCGAACCCCCCGCUGUAGGGCGGAGCGGGCCGGCCCAAAGCCGCGGGACGGAGAGAGGAGCUCCAGAGACACCCAGACAGCGGAGGUGCUCCUUCCUCCGGUCCCUCCCUGGCGGUAGAAAUGUGGCUGAAGCCGGAGGAAGUCCUGCUGAAGAACGCGCUGAAGCUCUGGGUGACGGACCGGAGCAACGACUUCUUCCUGCUGCAGAGGAGGAGAGGCCGCGGGGAGCCCAGCAGCAGGAUCACAGGUCUCCUGGUGGGGGCGCUAGACACGGUGCUGGACUCCAAUGCCAGGGUUACACCCUUCCGAAUCCUCCUGCAGGUUCCUGGCUCUCAGAUCAGCUGGGUCAUUGCUAGCGGAGCCGUCAUCGAGGAGGUGAACAAGCAUUGGGAUUGGCUGGUCCACAACCUGCUUCACUCUCUUUCAGUGUUUGAGAACAAGGAUGAUGCUGCCAGCUUUGUCAGAGGAAAAGUCAAGGGCCUCAUUGCAGAGGAGGUCCGCGGCCGCCAGGCCGCCCAGGAAGAAGAUCCGGAGAAGUUCAGGGAGGCGCUCCGGAAGUUUGAGCUUCACUUCGGCCUCCCCUCGUCAGAGAAACUGGUAACAUACUACUCGUGCUGCUGCUGGAAAGGCCGGGUGCCUCGGCAGGGAUUCCUCUACCUCAGCAUCAACCACAUGGCCUUCUACUCCUUCCUGCUGGGGAAGGAAGUCAAGUUUGUGAUUCCUUGGGCUGAGGUUACGGGGUUGGAGCGGGUUUCCACCGCUCUAAUGACAGAGGCUAUUCGGAUAAGCACACGACAGCGGCAGAGGGAGUUCUCCAUGUUCCUGAACCUGGACGAGGCUUUUGGGGUGAUAUGUCAGCUGGCUGACAUCGCCCUCAGGCGGCUGCUGGACAGCGAAGGCCUGGAGCUGGACCGGGUUCUGCAGCAGCCGGCACGCAUCACCAAGAGGGUCCUGGAGGAACAGGCAUUAAGAGACUACGUCCUGGCUCUGUUCCGACUCCCUCGCACAGAGAAACUCUACGAGGUGGCCUCGUGUGCAGUGUGGACGCCGCACGCCCGCUGCCACACAGCCGGGACCCUCUACACCACCGACAAUUAUCUGUGUUUCUCCAGCCGAGACGAAGGAAGCUGCAGUCUGCUCGUACCCCUGUCAGAGGUGCUGUCGAUAGAAAAAGCAGAAAGCACCAGCCUCCUGCCCAACCCGGUGAUCGUGAGCAUUCGGACCAAAAAGGCCUUCCAGCUGAUAGAACUGCAGGACAGAGACGAGCUGGUGGAGAGCACCAACUGUCGACUCCGGGCGGCGCAGUGGAAACGCUCCAUGUUCCGCAGGAAGAGCGACACCAAGAGGAGUGUGAGCUCCCCUGCACCUUACUACACCUUUUACUAUGAUACUGGGUACUCGGAUGAGGAGGAGAUGGAGGAGCAGGUCCUGCGUAACACAAUCAACAGUGAAGCUCUCAUGACAGCCUUCAGCCAAAACCAACCAGGAACCGACGGCAACAAGCAGAAAAUGGAGCUGGAGAAGCAGCAACUGUGGGAGGAUCAUUUUUCUGAGUUUGGUCGUGGCGUCCACAUGUUUCGUACUGAGAAGAUCCAAAGACUGGUUGCCAUGGGGAUACCAGAGUCACUACGGGGGGAGCUGUGGAUGACACUUUCUGAUGCAUCCUCGGAGCUGGAAUCCCACGAGGGCUAUUACACCAGUCUGGUGCAGAAAUCAAUGGGCCACAGUAGCCUGGCAACGGAGGAGAUCGAGCGCGACCUGCACCGCUCCCUGCCGGACCAUCCGGCUUUCCAAAACCCCACCGGCAUCGCCGCACUCCGGCGCGUCCUCACCGCCUACGCUCACCGAAACCCAAAGAUCGGAUACUGUCAGUCUAUGAACAUCCUGGCAUCUGUGCUGCUGCUGUACGCCAAAGAAGAAGAAGCUUUCUGGCUGCUGGUGGCCGUCUGUGAGCGGAUGCUGCCCGACUACUUCAACCGCAGGGUCAUAGGAGCUCAGGUGGACCAGUCCGUGUUUGAGGAGCUGAUAAAGGAGCGUCUGUCUGAGCUGGCCGAACAAGUGCCGGACUUGUCCACCCUCUCCUCCGUGUCCCUCUCCUGGUUCCUCACACUCUUCCUCAGCGUCCUGCCCUUCAGCAGCGCCGUGUGUGUGGUCGACUGCUUCUUCUUCCAGGGAAUCAAGGCCAUCUUCCAGCUGGGUCUGGCUGUGCUGGAGGCCAACGCUGCCCAGCUCUCUGCAUCCACAGAUGAUGGGCAAGCUCUCAUGAUCCUCACAAGUUUUCUAGAUCAGGUUGGGAGUGAGGAGUUGCCCAGUGUCCCGUCCCCCCCGCCUGCUGCAGAGGAGCGCCGCUGCAGCGACGCUGAUGCUCCUGCAGUGGGACACAUCAACAUCACCCAUCUCAUCAACGAGUCCUAUCAGAAAUUUGGAGACCUGACAGUGCGGCAAAUCGAGCGUCUUCGCCGUCUACACAGAGUCCAAGUGCUGCAGGCGCAUGAGGACACCAUCAGAGAGAACACUUUGCGGCUGGUGUCCGCAGACGUGUCCAUCUCUCCAGAGGACCUGUCAGACAUCUAUGACCUCUUCAAGACGGAGCACUUCGUCAGCCUGUACUGGGGCGACAGCAGCUCGGCGGCGGCGGCUGAAACCGCGGCGUGGAAGUUCAGCGACUCCAGCCGCUCGUUCGUGGAGCGGCAGUACCGGGUGGACCGGCCGCAGCUCAAGAGCCUGUACGGGCUGCUGGCGCCGUGGCCCGCCGGCUCCUCGCAGCAUUCCGACACGCUGGCCAACCGAACCUUCACCCUGCUGGACCAGGACCGCCACAACCUGGUCACGUUCAAGGAGUUUGCCAGCUGGCUGGAUACUUUGUACUGUGAGGAUCUGAAUGAGAAGAUCCGGCUGCUGUACCGCCUUCACAUCCCUCCAGCUCUGACGGAGAGCGAGGACGACGCCUCUCUGAAGAGCCCCCUGCUGUCCACGACCAGACCUCUCUACGUCAACCUGCCCUCCGACGGUGAGGCUGAGGUGAAAGAUUACCAGGAGCAGCUGAAGCAGAUGCUGCAAGAUUUGGCCAAAGAGAAGGAUGUGGAGAAGCCUCUGCCCCUUAUGAAUCAGCGAGAGUUCAUCCAGUUCUGUAAGACCCUCUACGGCAUGUUCCACGGCGAUCCGGAAGAAAACGAACUGUUCCAGGCCAUCGCCACGGUAACCAGUCUGGUGCUGCAGAUCGGUGAGGUGGGCCACCGCGGACAAGCCCCGGCCUCAGAGGACCAGGAGGAGGCGGGGGCCCCGGAGCAGGCGGCCGACGGCCGGUCCGGCGGCAGCCCGGCCGGCGAGGACGAGUGGACGGUCAGCUACGCUCAGAUCCUGGCGUCGCUGCUCACCGAACAAGCCUUGGUGAACUUCUUCGAAAAGCCGCUGGACCUGUCGGCAAAGAUCUCUCAGGCCAAAGAACAACAGUACCAGCAGCGGGCCGGUCUGCUGACGCUGCAGCGGGGGGCCAGGUGACUCCCGCGGGGGGUCAGGUGA